Amyelois transitella is the source of this 1593-nucleotide messenger RNA. Its product is annotated as trypsin-7-like. The transcript is spliced from 5 exons. Gene Ontology annotation, molecular function: serine-type endopeptidase activity. Gene Ontology annotation, biological process: proteolysis. NCBI's taxonomy places the organism in Eukaryota, Metazoa, Arthropoda, Insecta, Lepidoptera, Pyralidae. The record is from RefSeq and is a predicted model, not a curated record. Bases 264 to 1490 code for a protein of 408 amino acids.
UAACAGGUGAAUACCUAUAAAAUUAAUUAAAGCACCUCAAAAUAUCAUCACAUAGGUACUUGAAUGGUGUUUGUGUUAAACACAAACUUUUGUUAUUUUUCCUACUAUUGUUCAGUGAUGGACAAUGUACAAUCGGUCAACUUUUUUAAAUUUAAGUAUUUAACACCUGGUUUUGAAUUGUUGUUCCUAGUCCAAUUUGGAUUUUUCAAAAUGUCUCAGGUACUUCAUUAAAUUCUUAUAACAACAGUAAAUAUUAAAAUAAAAUGUUGAAAUUGAAAAUUCUUGUGUGCGUAAUAUUUAUUAAUAACGUUUAUAGCGACCGAACAAGUCCUGAUAUAAGUGAUUACGAUUCACUCAAUACAGAAGACAAUGAGAUUUCAUUUGAAAAAGGCAAUAAUGAAGAAACAACAAAUCUGUUCAAUUUAGAUAACAAUAACUUAGAAAAACGAGAUUCAAAUGAAACAAUUGAAUCAGGAAAUGACGAUAAUAAUGUAACUGAAAAAAUAGACACAGCAAAUACAAUUACUGAAAUAGCAAGCGACGUAGUCACAGAAAUAGGAGAUUCAAAAUCAAUCAAAACUAAAGAUCUUCUGAAUUCAAAUUAUACAUUUAUUCAAAAUCACAAAAACAUCUCAGUAACAGACAAGUCAGUAAGAAAUCAACCUCAAGUGAAAUUAGAUACAACGGAUAGUAACGAGAUUAAGCGAUUUGAUGAAUCAAGGCGAACUCUGUUCAAGAAUUGCAAGGACCGAAUCAAUGACGAUCUUUGUCGAAACACAUUGAUAGAUUACCCGUACGCUGUCUCUAUUCAAAAGUUGGGUGCGCACUACGCAACAGGAGCUUUGUUGGAUAAAAGAUGGAUUUUGACUGUUGCUGGUGAAUUUUAUACUGUCAGAGAAUCAAUAAAAUUAUUUAGAGUGCGCCUAGGCUCAGUAAACUGCAAAAGAGGUGGCUUGGUAGUUCCUCUUCAAGAGGUAAACAUCCACCCGUUGUACGUCCCAGGAAAGGCAGGGUAUGACCUCGCGCUGUUGAGGAUGGGGGAGGCUGUAAACUUUACUGACUAUAUCAGGCCGAUAAAGCUGUCUGAAGCCAAGGAGAAAGUGAUAAGCGCCAAAUUCUUGGCUACAUAUUGGCCGAGGCUAAUUGUAAAAGGCGAACUGCUCCCUCAGAACGCCAGUGAAAGAACUAAAUCGACCAGUUUAAGAGUGUCAACCCAGCGGCUUAUUGGCGGGCAAUUCUGUCGGAAAAUGAUGCUGGAGAUGAACGAACAUCUGCAAGAAGGCAGUUUGUGCCUCAAGCCCCUGGUCACUCAUCACAGCUUGUGCUUGCCUGACCCUGGAGCUCCCAUAGCAGCAGACGACGGUCUCUGGGGCAUCACCUCGGGGUGGACGUCGAAAUUGUGUUAUAUGGUUCCAGGGCCUACGAUCUUCACAAGAAUCUCCUCGCCACUCGUGCGAUCCUGGUUAGAAACCCAACUUCUGGGGCCAUAGUUUACUUAGUAAUUAAUUACAUAAAUUUUAACACACAAGUACCUUUCUACUUUUAAAAUGGUGAUGUAUUUGUAAUGGAAUAACGCGAGAGCUCCAAAAUAGA